AUUUUCAUUUAAUUUAAAAAUAAUAAUUCUUUUUUUUUUUCACCCACUUCAGAUUUCUUCUUCCUCUUUCAUUUUCUCUCUCCUUUACCUUUCCUUUUCUCUUACCUUUGUAAACCCAGGCUCUGGGUUUUCUCAAACGGCUUAGAAGCAAGUGAUGAUCAUUGCCGUCGAUGACAGCAAGCAUAGCGUCUACGCACUAGAGUGGAUGCUUGAUACCUUUGCAAACCCAGGCUUUCGGUGUUCUCAAACGGCAGAGAAGUAAGUGAUGAUCGUCACCAUCAAUGACAGUGAGCACAGCUCGGGUGUGAGUUUGGAGUGGAUGCUCGAUCACUUCUUCGCUCCUCUAGGUGACAGUGCCUUGUUCAAUCUCGUCAUCAUUCAUGCCAAACCCUUUGCUACUACUGUCGUCGACCUUCUUCUUCUUCUCUUAAACCCAAAUCUGGCAACAAGCGAAAGUACGAGGACUAGACCCCUCCAUCGUCCGAUGGAAGGAGGCCCACCGGCUUCUCAUCUCCAGAUUCGGUGCCUCGCUCUUACAAUAGCGUUCCGUCGCCUCUCGAUGGCAUUGAGAUGGCUAAGCAGCGUGCUUAGGAGGUUGCGGCUCGCCUCAUCGCUGCAUCUGCUCUUGUUGACACCAAGCGUCCUUGCGUCGAGAAUGGUUUUAGCGAUUUUGAUAACGAAAAAGGCUUUAGUUUUGCUCCAUCUGUGCUUCACUCUUGCUAGGUUGCUGUCUAAGAUCGAGAAAAGGGGUGGAAUGAUAAGUCCGCAGCAGAUGAUAAGACCGCAGAUGUGCCUUGUUUAAUAUGAUGGAAUGAUUUGUAUCGCUUUUUUUUAUUAUCAUCAAUUUCAUUAGAUUGUUAAUUUAUGUGAUGAAACCCAGAUCUGGGUUUGAGAAAGGAAAAAGAAGGAGAAAGGAAGAAGAAAGGAGAAGAAAGAGAGAGAGAAUAAGAAGAAGAAUAAGUGAAAAUAAUGCAUUAAUUUUUUU
Rubroshorea leprosula is the source of this 985-nucleotide messenger RNA. NCBI's taxonomy places the organism in Eukaryota, Viridiplantae, Streptophyta, Magnoliopsida, Malvales, Dipterocarpaceae. The record is from the annotation of a GenBank genome assembly.